AACACAAAUCAAUGGAGUACGCGGCUUUCUUUCUCUUCCUAUCUUCCCUUCUGACAUUCAUCUACGCCCUCACCAUUUUCGGCCGCCGCAACUCACGGCUUCCGCCGGGACCUUACCCUUUUCCGAUCAUCGGAAACCUACUACAAGUUGGCAACAAACCCCAUCACUCUCUUGCCAUACUCUCAAAACGUUACGGUCCAUUCAUGUCACUCAUGCUCGGAAGCAAAACCACCAUCGUCAUUUCAUCACCCGAUAUGGCGAAAGAGUUCUUUCACACAAAUGACCAAUCGUUCUCCGGUCGGUUUAUAACCGAGGCCAUCCGAUCGGUCGACCACCAUAAAUUCUCUCUAGUGUGGUCGCCGGGCGGAGAUCAGUUGCGUCGAUUACGAAGAAUAACCAAAGAAUAUAUGUUCUCCGUGCGAUGUCUAGACGAUAGCGAACUCCGACGCAGAGAGAAGGUACGAGAACUUCUUGACCACGUGAAUCAAUGUUCGGUCGAGGCAAGGGCCGUUAACAUAGGUUCGACUACGUUCACGACCAUUCUAAACAUUCUUUCGACCUUCAUUUUCUCGUUGGAUUCGUCUCAAUACGAUUCGGUGUCAUCACAAGAAUUCAAGGACAAUGUAUGGGCUUUGAUGGAAUAUGCAGGGAUGGUGAAUCUUGCAGACUUUUUUCCAAUACUUAAACCAUUCGAUCCACAAGGAAUAGUACGACGAGGAAGUGUUCAUUUGAAGAAGUUACUGACGAUUUUUGAUAAGCUCAUUGAUCAACGGAUUCAGACCAGAUUGAGUUCAUCAUCGAACGAUGGUAUUUCGUCUACAAAGAAUGAUGUUUUGGACUUGUUGCUCAACCUUAAGCAGAAAGAUGAAUCCGAAUUCAGCCAAAUUGGAUUGGGACAUUUGUUUCUGGAUUUAUUUGUUGCGGGAACUCAUUCAACAUCGAGCACUGUAGAAUGGGCGAUGACUGAGCUCAUUCGUAACCCAGAUAAAAUGGCAACGGCUCGAUCAGAGCUUGUUAAACUCAUGCAACACGACAACCGGAACAUAGAAGAACGAGAUAUCAUUCAACUCCCUUAUUUAAGAUCUAUCAUAAAAGAAACCUUUCGGUUGCAUCCUCCGGCCCCUUUUCUUGUCCCUCACGAAGCCAUUCAUGACGUAGAAGUCCGUGGUUUUGUCGUGCCUAAAAACGCACAAAUCCUUUGUAACGUUUGGGCAAUGGGGCGAGAUCCAAACAUUUGGCCGGCCCCGGAAAUGUUCAUGCCCGAGAGGUUUUUGGAAGACGAGAUCAACUAUAAAGGCCAGUAUUUCGACCUCAUUCCGUUUGGUACCGGGAGGAGAAUUUGUCCGGGAUUGAAUAUUGCACAUAGAAUGUUACAUAUGACGUUGGGAUCAUUGAUUCACAAGUUUGAUUGGAAGCUUGAAGGAGAUAUGAGAGCACAAGAUAUGGAUAUGGAGGAGAAGUUUGGAAUCACCUUGCAAAAAAAAGUACCACUUAUGGCCAUACCAAUCAAAGGUUGUCUACGUUUAUAAUUUAGCAUUACAUAUAUCAACAACAUCCUUAUCAUAUGUGAUAAUACUUGUGAGGGGGCUUAGUGGUGUAAGGGCGACUUGACCUGUAACCAAGAUCGCAUCGGAAAUCGUCUGUGUCUCUGUUUUAGUAUCACAUGUGUAUCAUAUGUGAAGGAAUAAUAGUAUCA
This is a messenger RNA of Cynara cardunculus var. scolymus (artichoke), 1696 nucleotides long. Its product is annotated as geraniol 8-hydroxylase-like. Gene Ontology annotation, molecular function: heme binding; monooxygenase activity; iron ion binding. NCBI's taxonomy places the organism in Eukaryota, Viridiplantae, Streptophyta, Magnoliopsida, Asterales, Asteraceae. The transcript is spliced from 3 exons. Bases 12 to 1529 code for a protein of 505 amino acids. The record is from RefSeq and is a predicted model, not a curated record.